GAUCUUCACGAAAGUCGAAACUGUUUUGAGGGCCAAAUUCGUGUAGCUGUUCGUGUGCGACCUCCACUCGGUAAGGAACUCGAUGUACCAAUAAAUCAUUUGCAAUAUCCCGGAAUCUCUUCAAUAAAGCUUGAUCAAGGUAAAGGAUCACAAAUUUUCGAAUUCCAACGUGUAUUUGGUCCGAAUAUGAGUCAAGCUCGCGUGUUUAGCGACGUGGAAGAACUUAUUUUGUCCUGCCUUCACGGCUACAAUGUGUCGAUCAUAGCGUAUGGACAGACUGGCAGUGGAAAGACCCACACAAUGAGAGGAGGUAGG
Messenger RNA from Cooperia oncophora, 315 nucleotides. The record is from the annotation of a GenBank genome assembly. NCBI's taxonomy places the organism in Eukaryota, Metazoa, Nematoda, Chromadorea, Rhabditida, Trichostrongylidae.